Messenger RNA from Torulaspora globosa, 585 nucleotides. RefSeq names its product holo-[acyl-carrier-protein] synthase (gene PPT2). Bases 1 to 585 code for a protein of 194 amino acids. Gene Ontology annotation, molecular function: holo-[acyl-carrier-protein] synthase activity; magnesium ion binding. The transcript has a single exon. The record is from RefSeq and is a predicted model, not a curated record. Lineage: Eukaryota; Fungi; Ascomycota; Saccharomycetes; Saccharomycetales; Saccharomycetaceae.
AUGGUCGCCCACUUAAGCGUUAAGGCCGGGAGUAGGGUUCUGGGCAUUGGCACAGAUAUCGUCCAUCUAUCGCGAUUCUCAAAGCUGCUCCAGAAAUACCCGUUAUCUGUAGCGAGUGCAAGUGAACAGGGUACCUUCAUCAAGAUCGCUAAAAAGUUUAUGCAUUCUCGUGAAAUUGCAAACCUACAACUGCUGGUCUCUGAAACCAAUAACGAUAAGCAUACGGCUACGUACAUUGCUGGAAUUUGGGCGAUUAAGGAGUCUGUCUUGAAGGCCUUUUCGUCCUUUGUACCGGGCCCUGAGAUGCCAACCGCCCAAUGCAUAUAUACCAGACUCAUAUACAAGGAGAAAAAAAGCAGUGGCCGGCCCAUUUUACGAUUUGACGAGCAAUUCCUCGCCACCGCCUCCGAUUCCGAGCUGCAAUUCUAUCACAAAUACAUCAAGACGCCAAAGACUCGCCCGAUAGUGUCAAUUUCCCAUGAUGAAGAUUAUCUGGUGACUUUCGUAUGUCUCGUCGAAGAUAAUGGAAACGGGAAUGGCCAUGCAAGCGCUACUGACAGCAUUUUUGAUAGUGCAUCGAGCUGA